Amphimedon queenslandica is the source of this 1240-nucleotide messenger RNA. Its product is annotated as soluble calcium-activated nucleotidase 1-like. The transcript has 11 exons. Lineage: Eukaryota; Metazoa; Porifera; Demospongiae; Haplosclerida; Niphatidae. The record is from RefSeq and is a predicted model, not a curated record. The coding region runs from base 33 to 1157 and encodes 374 amino acids. Gene Ontology annotation, molecular function: GDP phosphatase activity; UDP phosphatase activity; calcium ion binding. Gene Ontology annotation, biological process: proteoglycan biosynthetic process.
GUUAAUUAAUAUUUUUAUCCAAUAAAAUAAAAAUGGACUCCGGUGGGCCAGUUAUUCGGCGGAUACCACAGAAGGCUGUCUUUGCCCUCCUCUUCACUCUAGUGAUUCUAAUCAUAGUUUUACUCCUUCCCAGUAGGAAUAAAAGUAGUCUAGAGACUCAAAAGGACAGUGGAAUAUUGACAUAUGGUGGUAACCAAGACGACGAUGAUUAUAAUGGGACUUACCCCCUAACCACGCCCAUAAGAACAAAUAAUAUUAUUAAAUUUAAGAUUGGAGUCGUUGCAGAUCAGGAUAAAGAUUCUAAGGAAAAGGAUAAGGAUUACACGUGGUUCUCGCUCCUAAAAAGAGGUUACUUAACUUACGAUUCUAUUAACAGUAAAGUUACUGUGGAAUGGUUUGAUGAGCUCAAGCUAUCCUCUCAUAUAUCAGAGAAGGGACGAGGUGCAGAGCUUUCCGAACUCCUCGUUUUCAAUGGGAAACUGUUAACAGUCGACGACAGAUCGGGUUUAGUAUUUGAGAUUAAAGGGAGUAAGCUGAUACCGUGGGUUAAGUUAAACGAUGGGCCAGGGAACGUUCCUAAAGGUUUUAAGGGAGAAUGGAUGGCACGGAAAGAUCGCACGGUCUAUGUGGGGGGAAUAGGCAAAGAGUGGACCAAUGAGAAAGGAGUGUAUAUAAAUGAUCAUCCUCAAUACAUAAAGCAAAUCACAUCACAAGGUCACGUCAGCCAUUGGCCCUGGGCUGUGAGGUACAAAGCAUUGAAAGAGGCUGCUGGAAUCAGAUCACCUGGAUACCUAAUACAUGAGUCAGCCUGUUGGAGCACAUAUCAUAAGAGAUGGUUCUUUUUACCAAGAAGAGCCAGUCAUGAGAGUUAUAAUGAUGUGGACGACGAGCAUAGAGGGACUAAUAUACUAAUCACUGCCGACGAGUCAUUCAAUUCUAUCGAGUCGAGAAAGAUAACGAAAUGGAAUCAUUACCGAGGCUUUUCUUCGUUCAAGUUCGUACCCGGUACAAGGGACAGGGUUGUUGUCGCUUUAAAGUCUGAAGAAAUAAAGGGAACAGUAGCAACAUAUAUAUUAGCGUUUGAUUUGAAUGGACAAAUGUUAUUGGAAGAAACUAAAAUAGACAAUUAUAAAUUUGAAGGAAUUGAAUUUUUAUGACAAAAGAAUUUAUAGUUAUGUGAUUGUUACAAAAUUCAAUCGAAAAAUUAAUAAUGAUGAUAAUAAUAAAAUAAUAACAACAA